AUGGGCCCUCCUCAAAAACGACGCAAGCUCCCCGCCCAACCUAAAGUGGAAGAGAUCAAUUUCAACACCGAAGACCGCCAGGAAUGGUUGACUGGAUUUCACAAGCGCAAGCUGCAGCGCGCAAAGAAUGCACAGCAGGCAGCCGAGAGGCGAUACAAAGAAGAGAAGAGGAACGACAGAAAAAAGCUUCGUGAGGAUCGCAAAGCCGACUUCAAUAGGGCAAUGGAGGAACACGCAAGAGUGCUCAAGCAAAUGAAAGAAAAUGCUGGAGAAAAGAGCGAAUCAGAAGAUGAGGACGAAGAGGCGUGGGACGGCAUUGAAGAACCGCCAGCGGUCGACUACGAAGCCGAGUAUAUUGACGAAGACAAAUACACCACAGUCACAGUUGAGGAAAUGGAUGCGUCCCGCGAAGGCUUGAUGAAGGCCGUGUUGGGAGAGGACUCGGAGACUGAGGAGAAGAAAGAAUAUCCCGCUCCCGAAGCCGAGGACGAUAAGAAGCCAAAGCGAAAGGCAGGCGAAAGAAUUGCCAGGAAGAAGAAGCGCAAUUUCCGCUACGAGAGCAAGGAUAUUCGCAGACAAACAGCAAGAAAGCAACGCGCUGUCAAGUCGACCAAGGCCAAGGCGCGCCGGGGAGCUGAAUCGGAGAAAUGA
This is a messenger RNA of Penicillium nucicola, 651 nucleotides long. RefSeq names its product rRNA-processing protein RRP17. Gene Ontology annotation, molecular function: RNA binding. Lineage: Eukaryota; Fungi; Ascomycota; Eurotiomycetes; Eurotiales; Aspergillaceae. Gene Ontology annotation, cellular component: nucleolus. The transcript has 2 exons. The record is from RefSeq and is a predicted model, not a curated record. Bases 1 to 651 code for a protein of 216 amino acids.